Lodderomyces parapsilosis is the source of this 2556-nucleotide messenger RNA. Its product is annotated as cullin. Gene Ontology annotation, cellular component: Cul3-RING ubiquitin ligase complex. The record is from RefSeq and is a predicted model, not a curated record. NCBI's taxonomy places the organism in Eukaryota, Fungi, Ascomycota, Pichiomycetes, Serinales, Debaryomycetaceae. Gene Ontology annotation, biological process: ubiquitin-dependent protein catabolic process; protein ubiquitination. Gene Ontology annotation, molecular function: ubiquitin protein ligase binding. Bases 1 to 2556 code for a protein of 851 amino acids. The transcript has a single exon.
AUGAUCCCAGCAGGAGGAAGAAGAUCAAAAAUAAGACCACCGAGGAAGUCGUUGAUCAGCUCCUCAACCUCUUCCGAAGAUCCUAUUACUGAUCCUGCCGACGAUUUCGCCAAAAAUUGGUCGAUUUUGCAGAAUGCAAUUACUCAAAUCCAAAGCAAGAAUGUGUCAAGUUUAUCCUACGAACAACUAUAUCGUAAAGCAUAUGUUUUGGUGUUGAGGAAAUUUGGCGGCCAGUUAUAUGACAAUGUCGCCGAUACAGUAAAGCAACAUUUGCUAGAACAAAGAUCUCGUUUAGCGAGCCUUAGGUCCAGUCCCGAGCAAUUUAUGCGUUUGCUAACUCAAGAAUGGGACGAGCAUUUGCAAAGCAUGAAGUUCAUUAGUGAUGUGUUGAUGUAUCUUAAUCGUGUGUAUGUAAAGGAGCACAAGAAGCUUUUGAUUUAUGACUUGGGGAUUCAAUUAUUCAAAGAGUAUGUGGUGCUGUACAAUGACAACGAAAUCGGUUCUCGAAUGAUACACAUUGUGCUUGAUGAAAUUAGCAAAAGCAGAACGGGAAUUGUGGUUACAUCGAGUAUGUACAUCACUAAGAUCAUAAACAUGAUGGAACUGUUGACAGAGAGUAAUUUGUCAUCUGAGAUACAGUAUGGUGACAAUUACUACCAAACCGUGUUUGAGCCAUUACUUUUGCAAAACUCAAACGACUUUUUUCUGAACUUAUCUAAAGAUUUCAUUGCAUUCAACCUGGGCUCCAAAUAUUUGCAUGCAACGUUCCAAUUCAUCAAUGAAGAGGAGAAACGUAUCAAGUUUUUAUUACCUCAGACUACACAUGCAAAGUUAACUGCCUUGAUGGACAGUGUUUUCAUAAAAGACAAGAUAGACAAAGUGAUACAACUGCAACAAGAAGGACUUGAUUAUUGGCUUCAACCAGUGAUGGCAAAUAUCACCAGGGAUUCCGGUUUUCAAGAUUCUAAUCACCGAACUGAGUUGAAAAUACUAUAUCAGCUUAUAGGUAGAAUUGAUGAUGAGUAUCAGCUUUUGAGGCUUAGAUUGAAGGAAGCAAUUGUCGCUCAAGGAAGUUCGAUUCCGGAUAUUAUUCGCUCAACGGUGGAGGUCGCAGGACCUGAAAAGAAGGGAGGUUCUUCGUCCCAAACGACAUUUGCGAUCAAAUGGGUGGAUGCGGUUCUACAAUAUAGAUCGUCCAUGCUCGAAAUUUGGCAAGAGUCAUUUGAUCAAAAUCUUGUCGUUGAACAGACUUUAACCUAUGCAAUGAGAGAUUUCAUCAACGGGACAAAAGGAAAAAAUUCAGCAACCUCAAUUAAUGCUCCCGAUCUACUAUCAAUCUACAUGGAUUACCAUAUAAAGCAAUUAAGCAAAGGCUCAACAGGGAAGGAGUUGUCAACUCAAUCCGGUGAUCAAACUGAAAUACUUAUGAACAAAUCUGUGCAGUUACUUCGAUUCAUUAAAGACAAGGACGCUUUUGAGGCUUACUACGCAAACCAUUUCGCCAAAAGGUUUUUAAAUGCAAAGGGUUCAACUAUUGGAGCUCUGAAGAGUGGCGAUAUCGAAGAAAUGCUUCUUUCCAAAUUGUGCGAAGAAUUGGGGUCUUCGUCUUUGGAUAAAGUUAUAAAAAUGAACAAGGAUAUUAAGAUUUCGCGAGACACCACUCGGGACUGGAAAAAUCAUUUGUCAAAGGUUGAACAGCUGCUGUCUUUGAUUGAACUAGACUUGAAGAUUUGUAACGUUUCAGUUUGGCCAAAUUCAUUAACAAAAGAUUACAAAAGUAGCAAACCAGAUGGCGAGGAGUUUGCUUUCAAAUGGCCAAGACAAUUGAGGGAAACAAUACGUGAGUUUGAAGAGUUUUGGCUCUCAGGAAAAAAGAACGAUAAUAAGUCACUCUAUUGGUCACCCAAGUUUGGAUCUAUUGAUUUGAAAAUCACUUAUCCAUCGAAAACAUACGAAAUUAAUUUGUCAGUGUACUCAGCAAUAAUCAUGCUACUAUUCGCACCAGGCCUGUCUUUGGAUGGAGAACCUAACCUGGCAUUUGAAGAGACAAAGGAGUAUUCUUACCGUGAUAUUGUCGAAUUAACAGGUAUACCCAGUCUAGAACUUAAGCGACACUUGCAGUCAAUAGCUGUUGCGCCGAAGCUGCGAUUGUUGAUCAAAAUACCAAUGAGCAAAGAUAUCAAAGAGGACGAUGUUUUCCGCUUGAAUGAUAAAUUUAAGUCACCUACCGUCAAAGUCAAGGUCCCAACUGUUUCCCUAGCAUCCUCAACUGCAAGCGGUAAGAACAAAAAAUCAAAAGAACAAGAAGAAACUGACGCUGUAAAUGCAAACAUUUCAGAAGGGAGAAGGAUUGAAAUCAAUGCCGCCAUAGUGAGGAUAUUGAAAUCUAGAAGAACUGUCAAGCAUAACGAGUUGAUUGAGGGUUUAGUCAAACAGUUGAGCAAUAGGUUUCAACCACUGGUGGUCCUGAUUAAGCAGCAGAUCGAGGAUCUUAUUGACAAGGAGUAUUUGGAGAGAGAUGCGAAUGACAGAAACGUAUAUCAUUAUAUAGCAUAG